This is a messenger RNA of Tachysurus fulvidraco (yellow catfish), 6113 nucleotides long. RefSeq names its product Rap guanine nucleotide exchange factor (GEF) 6 (gene rapgef6). The coding region runs from base 593 to 4960 and encodes 1455 amino acids. Gene Ontology annotation, molecular function: guanyl-nucleotide exchange factor activity; protein binding. Gene Ontology annotation, biological process: Ras protein signal transduction; positive regulation of GTPase activity. The record is from RefSeq and is a predicted model, not a curated record. The transcript is spliced from 28 exons. Lineage: Eukaryota; Metazoa; Chordata; Actinopteri; Siluriformes; Bagridae. Gene Ontology annotation, cellular component: endocytic vesicle; plasma membrane; apical plasma membrane.
CACACACUCCUUAGUAGACAGGAAGUGAUUCUCUUUGAGUUGUUUGUUUUGAUUCCAACCAGCAAAAGCAUUACAUUGCCAGACGUAUAAACACAGGGUUUUUUUUUUGUUUGUUUGUCUGUUAGUUUUUUUUAUAUAUAUAUAUUUAAGAGUUAAUUGUCAGUAUUGAAAGUUUUACACGAGAAGUUAACCUGCGAGAUUCUGGCAAUAUUUGACGGCGGUAGCUGGUCUCGAUAGAGAACAUUGUUUCGCAGAACUACUGCUUUGGAAAUUCAGCAAACAAGGGCAAACACCUAUUUUAUUUUAAACGGUACAGGCAUUCGUGCCAGGUUUAACACUCCCUUGUUUGUAACCUUUAACUAUUACCAAGUUUUUGUACACGACACUAAAUAGUGAAAUGCGUAGGUAGGGACAGAAAAAUCAGUAAUCAACAGUGUAGUGAAAAUUUUUUGGAAAUUCCCUUUUUGUAAAGCUUCAAGGGACGAGGAUUUUUAGUUUUGCUGUAAAUAUCGGAGCUCCAUACAGUAUGUCUGCUGAAAGAACAAUUUUCAAUGGAUUUUUUACUACAUCAAGCGUUUAAUCGCCCGACCUCAUGACGGCAGAUAUAAGCUCUGGCAAUUAUCUGGAUGAGAUAAGAGAAUGUGAAUGCAUACAUUUGAAACCAUCAGAAAUGACUGUGGGACACACUUGCCAUUUAUCUCCGGGCCCAGCUCCUUCAUCUUGGGAACUACUGUCUUCAGAGCCACAGGAACACAUCAUCUCAUGGUUCAUGCUACCAGGAGAUUUUGGCAGGAUGCACUUGACGGACCACCCACAUCUGACAGUGAUGCCAGUACUACCCAGCCAAUCAGGAUGCAGCAUUGGCAGUGAUUCUGCAAGCAGCAGCUUAUCAGAUAUAUAUCAUGCCACAGAGAGUGAAGUUGGUGACAUGGAUCUGUCUGGGCUCCCUGAGGCACCUGUUGAUUCAGAUGAUGAGUAUGAGGAAGAUGAAGGCCUUGAGCAUGCUUCUGACUCUUUGCUUGCCCGAGAUGUGGUUAGAGAGUGUUUGGAGAAGAAGCCAGUUGAGCGCAAUGAUGAAGAUAUUGAGCUGCUCCUGGAUUUCAUGCAUCAGCUGCCUGCAUUUGACAACAUGACCAUGUCAGUGAGGAGAGAGUUUUGUAUAGUCAUGGUCUUUAAGGUUGUAGAACAGGCUGGCACCAUCAUCCUGCAUGACAAACAGGAGUUGGACCAAUGGUAUGUUAUCCUGAACGGUGCAGUAGAGAUAAAUUACGAAGACAGUCGAACCGAGAUCCUCUGCAUGGGGAACAGCUUUGGAAUCUCUGCCUCCUUGGUGAAGCAAUGCAUGAAUGGAGAAGUACGCACAAAAGGGGAUGACUGCCAGUUGGUGUGCAUCGCUCAGAAGGACUACUGGCGAAUCCUCAACCAUGUGGAGAAAAACAUGCACAAGGUGGAGGAAGAAGGGGAAAUUGUGAUGGUAAAGGAGUAUCGUGAGCUGGAUCGCAGUGGAAUAUGCAAGGGCCACAUUGUCAUCAAGGGCACUCCAGAAAGGCUGAUUUUGCACUUGGUGGAGGAGCCUUCAGUAGUGGAUCCGACCUACAUUGAAGAUUUCCUCCUCACUUACCGCACAUUCAUUUCCACCCCAAUGGAAGUGGGCAAUAAGCUAUUAGAGUGGUUCAGAGUGGACAAUCUGAGAAACACGGUUACACGGAUAGUGUUGUUAUGGGUGAACAAUCAUUUUAAUGAUUUCGAAAGAAACCCUUCAAUGACACAGUUUUUAGAGGACUUUGAGAAGUUGCUAGAUGAAGCGAAAAUGAAUGGUCAUUUGCGUUUGCUGAACAUGGCCUCAGCAGCUAAACCCAAGUUGCGUCAGGUAAUGCUGCAGAAAGGGAACAGAGAUUCACCACUGCCCUUUAGCUUGCUAGGAGGGUGUGAGAGAGGCUUUGGCAUAUUCAUAGAUGAUGUGAAAGAGGACAGUAAGGCCAUGGAGGCUGGUCUCAAAAGAGGAGAUCAGAUAAUAGAGAUUAAUGGGCAAAAUUUUGAAAACAUAUCUUACUCCAAAGCUAUGGACAUUAUAAGAAACAAUACUCACCUUUCUCUCACUGUAAAGACGAACAUCUUUGUUUUCAAAGAGCUUCAAAACUAUGUGAAGAAUAUUAAGAAGAAUGGAGCUGCCAACAUUUCCAAAUUUCAUGAGAAGAAAGGCAACCGCUUCUCCUUUGUUGAACUGCCAGGCGACUUGGAACUUCCUACUGACAGCAAGAGUCGCAAGAAAAUGAAGGCCCACACAGUGUCAGCUGGACGCAUCAAGAUACGCAAGAUGCUGGAGAAGACCAGAUUUAGCAUUCUACCUCCCAAACCAUUCAGGGGAUUAUUUGGUGAUUCAGGCAUAGGACACUCUCAGGAUGACAGCAUUGUUGGCACAAAAGGGUGCAGACACAGUGUGGCCAUCAUGCCAAUGGGCAAUCUGUCCUCCAGCAGUCCUGAUUUACUACAAACAACAACCAGCACACUCAGUUUCUCAAGCUCCAUAGAUGUUCUAGAUCAAGUCUUGCGUGUUUUCAGAGCAGACCAACAGAGCUGCUACAUCAUUAUCAGCAAAGACACAACGGCCAAGGAUGUGGUUUUGCAUGUAGUUAAGGAGUUUGGUCUCAUUGCUGCUCCUGAGACCUAUUCUCUGUGUGAGGUGUCAGUCAGUCCAGAAGGUGUCAUUAAACAGCGCCGUCUACCAGACCAACUGUCCAAACUGGCAGAUCGCAUCCAACUUAAUAGCAGGUACUACCUGAAGAACAAUAUGGAAACAGAGGCCCUCUGCUCAGAUGAGGAUGCUCAAGAGCUGCUGAGAGAGAGUCAGAUUAGUCUUCUCCAGCUCAGCACUCUGGAGGUGUCUGCCCAGCUGUCCAUACGUGACUUUGGCAUCUUCCGGAACAUUGAGUCAACCGAGUAUGUCGACAGUCUCUUCAAGCCGAACUCCAGCAAUGGCCAUCUCAAACAGUUUGAGGACCUUAUCAACGAGGAGACCUUUUGGGUGGCCACUGAGAUUUUGCAUGAGGCAAAUUCAUUAAAGCGCAUGAAGACAAUCAAGCACUUCAUCAAGAUUGCACUGCAGUGUCGCGAGUGCAACAACUUUAAUUCCAUGUUUGCCAUAAUAAGUGGUCUGAACCUUGCCCCAGUUGUCCGACUACGAGGCACAUGGGAGAAGCUUCCCAGCAAAUAUGAAAAGCUUUUUCAAGACCUGCAGGAUAUUUUUGACCCUUCACGCAACAUGGCCAAAUAUCGCAACAUCCUGAGCAGCCAAAGUAUGCACCAGCCAAUAAUUCCUCUCUUUCCUUUGGUUAAGAAAGACCUGACAUUCCUGCAUGAAGGUAAUGACACAAAUGUGGACGGUCUUGUGAACUUUGAGAAGCUGCGAAUGAUUGCCAAGGAGAUCCGGCAUGUUGUGCAAAUGACCACCACCAGCAUGGACCCAGCAAUCAUGUUUCAUCAGAGGAAGAAGAGGUGGAAGAGUUUAGGGUCCUUGAGUCAGGGCAGCACUAAUUCCAACCUGCUGGAUAUGCAAACUGGACAUAAGAAGCGUGUGCAGCGCAGCUCAUUGCUAAAUGGCAAGAAGCUAUAUGAAGAUGCACAGAUGGCCCGUAAGGUCAGGCAGUACCUAUCCCAGCUUCAAGUGGAGACAGAUGAAGAGAAGUUACAGAUUAUGUCCCUGCAGUGUGAGCCAGCCUACAGUACUCUAUCCAAAAGCUUGAGUGAAAGGAGGUCCACCAAAUCUGACUUGUCUCCUGUGAUCACACGCUCAUCUUUGAUCUCUGGAAAGUCAUACAAUCGUGUAUCCCAGGUCCUACAGGUCCCACCCGUCAGCCUCAAUCCCCUACGGAAAAAGAGCAUUGCCAAAGACCUAAUAACUGCGCACAGCUACAGCUCAACACAGGUGAUGAAGAAAACAUCUGUCUUAGAGCAGUACAGUGGAAAAGAAAAUGAUGACCUUUCCUUCCUUCAUUCAAGUCCCAACAUGUCCCCACAAGGUUCACCAGUGGGAGUGACUGAAUUGCUGGGUUGUAGACAGCUGAAUUUUCCAGGGUCGCAUCCAUCUCUUGCCAAUCAAGCCAAGAUCAGAAAAAUUCCAGUAGAGAACAAUGUCAUAGGCAACUUAAACAACUUGGAUCCAACCCUCAAUGAGCUUCUUGCACAUUCCAGCACAAUCAGGAGCUCACCAGAUUGCAUGCAAAAAGCCAGAAGCCAAAUACAUUUGUCCUUGGUGAGGAACUUGGUGACACAAGGCUCAAAAAGGACCUCCACUGAAGACCUAACUAUGCCCGUUUCAGAGGUAGCUGACAGUGGCCGAGGAAGCUGGACAUCGUGCUCCAGCAACCCACAUGAAAAUUUUCAGAACUUUCAGGUCCAAGGCAUAACAAAGCAUGUCGAUAUGAUGAACCAACUGCAUCAUCAUAAGGCUGACACUGUCGCUGUUCUGGCUGAUCUUCAGGCCAUAAAGAGACUUUACAAAGAUGGCUUAGAGCUAAAUCAUUCCAGACAGAGUCGGGCUUCUUCCAGCUCAGUCUCUGAAAGGUGUGAGGAAAACUACAGCACUAUUAAACAAAGAGAGAGCAAUGAGCAGCAAAGCACAGACCCUGCAUAUAAAAUGGUCACCUCCACCACAGAGAAAGGUCUCAUAGUGUAUUGUGUAACAUCACCAUGCAAAGAUGAUAGGCACAGGGCUUUGCCUCCUACCCCACUUGGUUAUCAAGGGCUGUCAUUAAGGGACAUGCAGGCACGGGAGAGUGGAGCUCUGCGGCCAGACUACUUAAAGCCACCCAACUAUAGUGUGGCAUUACAAAGGUCCAAGUUGUUGGGUGACUCAUGGAGAUUGGCAGAUGGGCAUCAACCUAUCAUCACCAGGCGUGCCAGUGUAGCAUCUCAUGCUGUAGCUACUAGUGAGGAUGAAGAACAAGUGUCAGCUGUGUGACUCUGGGGAAUGUGUGUGGAAACAGUGUGAAGUUCAGCUCUAUAACAUGAAACCACUCAUCUCCCCUCAACAAUACCAAGCAAUUCUGCAUGGACUUUACCACUUCUUAAAAUCUUUCUCUAAUAUCUUAAAAAUGUUCAUCUUUUAAAUCACCAUGUUUUGAAAAAUCUUAAAAUCUUGAUGCAAUGUGUAAUUCCUCCAAUUUUGUGGGGCAAAACGUUUUUGUUAAUUUGGUGUUUCCAUGGUGGGUGGCCUAGUAAUUAAGGUGUUGGACUGCAAAUCAAAAUGUCAUGAGUUUGAAUCCCAGGUCCACCAAGCUGCCACUGCCCUUGAGCAAGUUGUUGCUCAGUUGUAUAAAUUGAAAUAAAAUGUAAGUCACUCUGGAUAUGGGUGUCUGCUAAAUGCCAGAAAUGUCAAAUUUGAGUGUAAAAUGGAAACACACCAAAUAAAUAAAACAAGUUUUGCUGGUUAUUUUUUUCUGGUGAUUUUAUUCCAUCAAAUGCUUUCCAUAAUUAUCUACCAAAUAAACUGCCUCAUAGAUUUAAAUCUUUGAGAUGGGCCAAUUUCGAUUUAUUCACUUUAUGUUUUAUUUUGUCUUGCAUUGAGUGUGUAUCAUAAUUCUGGAUAAAUGAUGCCUGUGCUUGAUUUUUCUAGACAUACUCUUUAUAUUGCCUUACCACUAAUAGCAUCUCAGGCUAUCAUGAAUGUUAUCUCUUCAUGCAGUUGCUUCAACUGCUCCAUGCACUGCUGACUGUAAUGUCAAAUAAAUUAAGCUUUAGAAGUUUCUAAAGCUGUAAAUAUUUGCUGCAUUUUUGCAGCUGUCUGAAAUAGCACUCUAAAAGUACAAGUGGGUAAAAAUGAAAAGUUUAGCUUUGUUCAUAUUAUUAUUAUUAUUAUUAUUGUUAUUAUUAUUGUUAUUAUUAUUUUACUGUAUCAAGCUGCUUUUUUUUAUAGCAACAAGAAAUAAGUAAAAGCCCCUUCAACUAAUCUCUGUUGUAAAUGAUCUCAUUUUUUGGUACUUGCUUGUUACAGAUAUGUCUUGCUGACUUGCUGGCAACUCAGAUUGUGUUUUUCCGACUCCAACUCACAGCAACCAUGCCAUAUCAUCAACUAAAAAUAUUUAAAUAAUAAAUAUAUUAUGUAUAUGCACACA